GGCAAGGUAUAUAAGUAACUAUAUAUUGAUUGAAUGCAUUGAAGUGAAUAAUUGAGUUGUGAGAUCGAUGGCGUCGACUGAUCCGGAUCUGCCACGUGACUCAUGGGUGUGUUCUCAUGCAGAAGAAGCAGAAGAAGAAGCUUCGAAUAACAAGGCCAUGGAGGAGUUUCUGACCACUGCUGACAAGGCGAGCCUUCAGAAACAGAGGAGGAUGAUCAAGAACAGAGAGUCUGCGGCCAGAUCCAGGGAACGCAGACAAGCUUACACCCUCGAGUUAGAAUGUUUGGUUCUUCAACUUGAGGCUGAGAAUACCCGAUUAUUAGAGGAACAGGCACAAAUCAAGAGGCAGAGGUACAACCACCUCCUCCACACCAUCAUUCCAGUUAUCCACAAGCGUAAACCAAGACCAAUGCUUCGAAGACUCAAUUCCCUCCCCUGGUGAUUUCUCUUGAUCCAUUUAUUGUACUGCCUCAAAUCAAUAAUCAAAUAUUAUAUGUUAACCAAGCACCUCUUUAUUAAUAAUUUUUGAUACGGUGACGUGGCAAUA
Arachis stenosperma is the source of this 547-nucleotide messenger RNA. Its product is annotated as bZIP transcription factor 12-like. Gene Ontology annotation, biological process: positive regulation of DNA-templated transcription. NCBI's taxonomy places the organism in Eukaryota, Viridiplantae, Streptophyta, Magnoliopsida, Fabales, Fabaceae. Gene Ontology annotation, molecular function: DNA-binding transcription factor activity. The transcript has a single exon. The record is from RefSeq and is a predicted model, not a curated record. Gene Ontology annotation, cellular component: nucleus. The coding region runs from base 68 to 442 and encodes 124 amino acids.